AGCGAAAGUCGAGUGUCAAUCAGUUGUGUUGAGCGUGUGUGCCGAAGUAGAGAGUUUGCCGAGCGGAAACUAGAAAGUGUAGGCUCAAUGGCGUCGCUGUCACUCUUGCGCACUCUCAGACAGAGCAGCGGCAUCAGCAGUGUUAGUCUUAGUGUUGGUAGAUUGUUGUCGUCAGGAGGAGCAGGUGUUGUGAACGAUGAGUUUGUCCAAGAUUCUGAGGAAAGUGACAACCUGAAGAGCAGAGUCUUCAGUCUCAGGCAGCCCAAGAGAAGCGCCACCAACGUUCUUCAGAGAUGGGUCUCUGAAGGCAACCCAAUUUCCAUUUCGGACCUCCGCCAGAUCUCGAAGGACCUCAGCAAGUGUCACCGUUACAAGCACGCCCUCGAGAUAUCCGAGUGGAUGGUCAGUCAUAAUGAUUUUGAGCUAUCAGAUUCUGACUAUGCAGUCCGCAUUGUCUUGAUGACAAAAGUUUUUGGCAUCGAUGCUGCGGAACGAUACUUUGAAGGUCUACCUCUUACUGCAAAAACAAGUGAAACAUAUACUGCUCUUCUCCACUCUUAUGCUGGGGCAAAAUUGACUGAAAAGGCUGAGAACCUCUAUGAGAGGAUAAAGGAAUCUAACCUGUCCCUUAGUGCCCUUACAUACAAUGAGAUGAUGACUUUGUACAUGUCAGUGGGGCAAGUAGAGAAGGUCUCUUUAGUCGUGGAAGAUCUGAAAUGCCACAAGGUUGCACCGGAUAUCUUCACUUACAAUCUUUGGAUUAGUUCAUGUGCUGCAACUCUAAAGAUUGAUCAACUUCAACAGAUUUUAGAUGAAAUGAGACAUGAUCCUGGUUUUGGCGAAGGAUGGGAGAGAUACAUUAACCUGGCAAAUAUAUAUGUUAGCAUUGGGCAUCUUGUGAAUGCAGAGUGCAGCACUCUAGUAGUUGAAGCUGAGAAAGUAAUCACACAAAGAGAAUGGAUCACGUACGACUUCCUUAUUAUUCUGCAUGCUGGUUUAGGAAAUAAGGAAAGGAUUGAUCAGAUAUGGAAAUCCUUGAUAAUGACUGGGCAAAAGAUGACAAGUAGAAACUAUAUUUGCAUUCUUUCUUCAUACCUAAUGCUUGGCCAGUUAAAAGAAGUAGGAGAAGUUAUUGAUCGGUGGAGGCAAUCAACUACUACAGAUUUUUCUGUUACUGCCUGCAGUAGGGUUUUCAAAGCUUUCACAGACAUUGGGUUGACUGAAAAGGCCCACAACUUCAAGAUGCUUCUGAUUCAGAAGAACUGUGAUCCUACAAAUUCGUUAGAGUAGAAGAAAAAAAAUUAUUUUUGGUGGAGAUAGUGGAACGUAUAUGCAACAAUUUAUGAUGUCUGGAUCAUUUUAUCAAAUGACUGAAUAAUAUACCAGUAUUCAGCUGGGUUGAUAGUUCCACUGUUUUGUUUCUAUGUUUAGUCUCACGUAUAUUGUUUUAUGGAAAAUUGAAGUUUGUGUUUAUCCUUCC
Molecule: messenger RNA, 1480 nt
Organism: Pyrus x bretschneideri (Chinese white pear)
Lineage: Eukaryota; Viridiplantae; Streptophyta; Magnoliopsida; Rosales; Rosaceae
Product: pentatricopeptide repeat-containing protein At5g09450, mitochondrial
Exons: 2
Coding region: 88-1290 (400 amino acids)
Cellular component (GO): mitochondrion
Molecular function (GO): protein binding
Source: RefSeq, a predicted model, not a curated record